Molecule: messenger RNA, 939 nt
Organism: Lingula anatina
Lineage: Eukaryota; Metazoa; Brachiopoda; Lingulata; Lingulida; Lingulidae
Source: RefSeq, a predicted model, not a curated record
AUGUCUUUGUGUAUUGUCCCUAAAAACAGAAGGGAAGAGGUGGGUACAGGAAGUGAACAGAGAAAGCUUCAACCCAGUCAAGAACCUGGUGUUAAACUCUGGACUGCGUUCUUUCUGAGUGUAGCCACCAUUGCAGUUUGUAAUAAAACUGCCAGCUCCUCAGUCAGCUACGACUUAGGAUUUCUGACCAGAAUGGCGCCAACAUUGUUUGAGUCCUUUAUUUUACUUCUCCUCAUUCUGCCACGCACUAUCCGAGCAAUCCUUCCCACUACGACUGCUACGCCUACGGCUCCUACUUCUGGUACCACCACGGUAUCAACCACCCCUUCCUCCACCUCUCCUCCCAUUUCUCCCACUCCCACCCUUACACCUACUCCUACACCUACUCCCACACCUACUCCUACACCUACUCCCAGCGCCACCACUCAGGCCAUUACGCCACCUCCCAUCCCACCUCUGCCACCCUUCCCAUGGUUUUCACAAUACACCUCACAAAGCACCACACCAGAGGCAGGAACCACGAACACACCGGCUCCGGAGACCACACAACAACAAGCAACAUUAGGAUUUACAAUCCCACCGCUGCCGCCAUUUCCGUGGAGUCCGCCAUUUCAGAACCCCACAUUGCAACCACCUACAACCACCACCACAGCUACUACUACGCGUAGGAUCUCGCCGUCUUUUACCUGGGGGUGGCCUUUCGUCACCCCUGCAACAUCCCAACAGGCAACAACCCCUCCAUCAGUCAUUACAACUCCGAUGUCAUGGCCGUGGAAUCCCUUCCCUUUCUCUUUUCCGUUCCCCUUUACACAACAACCCAUAACUACUACUUCAACCACUACUACACCAGAUCCUCUAGCAUGGUUCUUCAUGUUGCUAGGAAACAACCAACAAACAAAAAACAACCACGACCACCACCCCAGCGCCACCUGUGAAUAG